Somion occarium is the source of this 1682-nucleotide messenger RNA. The record is from the annotation of a GenBank genome assembly. NCBI's taxonomy places the organism in Eukaryota, Fungi, Basidiomycota, Agaricomycetes, Polyporales, Cerrenaceae.
AAGAAUAUGUUGCUUAACCAUUGCGUUGUGGUUCUUCUUUUACCAUGACCUACACAUUCUCCCAUUAACAGCCCUCUUCGCUCUUGAGGAGAAUUCUACCUCCCAAGCUUACCCUUCAACGUGCCAGGUCUUUCCGAGUCGGUGUCCAUGGCUAUUGGUCCCUACAACGCAACCGCGUUGAUCGUAGAUAAUUUGGAUCCGAGUAUCGUUUACUCCAGCUUCUGGUUUCCUCAAGGCAGUGGCAGUGGUCGCCCCAACUUGCCUGCUAGCGUCAUCGGAGGAGACGUAGACCCGGAUUAUAUGCAGAGUGUACAUCUUACACAGACGAACAGUGAAACGGCGAUAUUCUCUUUCAGUGGUACAGGCAUUGAGGUAUUUGGCUCGAUAGGCCCUAAGGAUUGGGGAGGCUUUCCGGUAUCUCGGUAUACCCUGGAGACAAAUCCAACCGUUGACUACAAGGCGACGCCAAAUGACCAGUAUCAGGUCAAUGUUUCAUUCUUCAAGUCACCAAUACUCGAUGACGGACACCACACACUCCUUAUAACUAACCGACCCUGUCAGACCCUCGGACAAAGCUGCAAAUUCCUGCUGGAUUACGUUGUCUAUACCCCAUCAUCAACUGUAUCCGUGUCAUCACUUUCGACGGCCCCCUCCACUUUACCCCCCUCACAAACGGGGACAGACUCUAGUUCGAGUUCAUCGAAAGUAUCUGUCGGCGUGAUUGUGGGACCAGUGAUUGGAGGGAUAGUGUUAUUGUCGUUGAUCGGGACACUUUUCAUUUGGUAUGCACGGAGACUGAGACGACAGUAUGCCACCAAUAGAGUGAACGUUCUUCAACCUGAGCUCCACCGGGAAUCCUCACAAGAAUCCAUAACAGAACGCAACGAUGAUCAUGCAUCAGUUCCCGGGCCCUCGAUUGUCCCAUACACACUCACCCGACAUUCUUCAGGUGCCGCGUUAUCCGAGCUUCCCAAUGUAGCGGGUUUGACUGCUGGAACAUCUACUACACGAGGGCCGAGUAGUAGUCGCAUCUCAAAGGCGAUGUAUCGCGCAGUUAGCGGUACUGAAAAUCCUGCGGACAUUCUUCAGGAUGCACCUCCUGCGUAUACUCCGCGUAAUGCUUCCUAGGUGCUCUAUCCUUGUUGUCGCUGGCCGCAUUCUCGCAUUUACAUUGUGUUUUCAUGCAAUUCAGAUCCCGUUAUGUGGUCUCCGACCGUUUUAUGAGCUGGCAUGUGUUCGAUGAACGACGCUGAUAAGAUUUCGAGCUUGUCCAACAAAGCAAAAUCACGAUUUGUGCGAUGGCCAUUGCUGGCACGUAGCCUGCAGAGGUUCUAUGCGAUAGAGCAUUAUAAUCAUUCUCUCUAAGCCAUUUGCGAUCCACAGCCAUUCUGGAAACUGAAGGUCUUGGUCAUCCGUCUUUGGUAGCGCCAUAGCCUCCGCUAACGUACUUAAAGACACUCGCCAAAACCGUCCGCCGAAUAUGUACAUUUUGUGCAAGCUGCGAAAUCUGCUAUUACUUACAUUUAUUGCGCCCUUCUACCUAAUUUUUCAAAACUGCACCCUAGGAUUCACAAGCAUCAUACUAUGCAUAGAAUGACUUCCUUGCAUGCAUUCCCGCUCUAUUGCUGUAAUACGUUUGGGGUUAACUGGAUUGCGAAGGACAGGGAUUGUGCGCCAGACCU